AUAGUAAUGAAUAAAUCUUUAGCAGGUGGGAAAUUUUACUUCACAAGAAGAGAUGGUCCUUUUGUAUCACAGGAAAAGUUUCAUCCUCUUUUUUGCAGCUCAUUUUUAGAGUGAAUAGUACAAACAGACUGUACAGAGACACCCCCAGGUUUGGAGAGAAAGUUGAAAUGUGAUGUUUUUCAUGGCUGUGUGCCAGAAGGAGGCCCUUCAGAUUGCCAAGUGGUAAGACUUAAACAAACAGUUCCAAAAGAAACGCUGCAGAGAACAGCUGUGUGCAGAAGUUCAGCUUAAGAACUUGACAACUUCAGGACGGAGUAGGAAUGAACCAGUUUAUGCAAAGUCUCUGCAAAAGGGAAAAGCUCUGCCCAUCUGAAAGCCCAGCCUACCAAUGGGUGGUUCCUUCUGGACUCACUGUAAUGCAAAUUUGUCCUUUUCUGGUGUGCGGAUGCAGUAAACAGGAGUUUUAAAAUACCUUCUUAAUCGGAAACUUGAUCUCAGAACAACUUAAAACCUGUGAGGACGGAUAUUGCUGAAAAGCAAAUCCAGUAAGUCAGAUAAGAAGCUGACUUUGAACCGUUUGUGAGACACACCAACAGAUUCAGAAAACUCAGAGAUGGAGAUUCCACCUCGGCCUGCACUGUUUGACUUCCAUGGAGUUUCCAUGACAAAAUACUUCACUGACAACUGGGACAAUAUCCAGGAUUUCAAAGCAAGACCAGAUGAUAUUCUAAUAGCAUCUUAUCCUAAAGCAGGAAACACAUGGGUGUCUUACAUCCUGGACCUUCUGUAUUUUAGCCAUGUGUCACCUGAUCGACAAGAGGUUGUCCCACUACAUGAAAGAGUGCCAUUUCUGGAGUUUUACAUGCCGGGAUUUCCUUCGGGAGUGGAUGAGUUAAAUCAGUCAACGACUGUCCCACGCAUUAUAAAGACACACCUGCCAGUUCAGUUUCUUUCCAAAUCCUUCUGGGAGCAGAACUCCAAGAUAGUCUAUGUGGCUCGCAAUGCCAAAGACAGUGUGGUUUCCUUUUUCCACUUCGAUCGCAUGAACAAGGCCCAGCCAGAGCCUGGCGACUGGAGCAGUUACCUCAAGAGGUUCAUGGAUGGAAAAAUGGUUUUUGGUUCCUGGUAUGAACAUGUGAAAGGCUGGUGGGAGAAGCAAAAGUCCCAUCCAAACAUCUUGUAUCUGUUUUAUGAGGAUCUCAUUGAGAAUACUGAGGAGGAACUCGACAAACUUUGCUCCUUCCUGGGACUUUCUCCCUCCUCAGAGUCAAAAAAACAAGUCAUGGAAAAAGCUCUAUUUGACAACAUGAAAAACAACAAGAUGGCCAAUGGUUCAGCUGAUGCAGUCCUGGAUUUUAAGAUUUCUCCUUUCAUGCGCAAAGGAAAAGUUGGUGACUGGAAGAAUCAUUUUACUGUGCAACAGAACGAACAGUUUUCAGAAGACUAUGACAAGAAGAUGAAGGACACUGAUCUUCAGUUUCGGACAGUUCUGUAAUUUUGCGUUUGACUUCAAGUACUGGUUAACGAAUAAACAUCACACGACAUACUUU
Messenger RNA from Oryzias latipes (Japanese medaka), 1550 nucleotides. Its product is annotated as cytosolic sulfotransferase 3-like. Gene Ontology annotation, molecular function: sulfotransferase activity. The record is from RefSeq and is a predicted model, not a curated record. Lineage: Eukaryota; Metazoa; Chordata; Actinopteri; Beloniformes; Adrianichthyidae.